AUGAAGUACUUAAUCGGUUUAUUUUUCAUCAGUUUACUUGUAUUAGCAAUUUGUGCUGAUAAUUUCGACAGAAAUCCAAUGUUACCUAUAUCAGGUGAUUAUAGCAAUUCAGUAUCAAUUGAAAGUGUUGGAAGUGAUGAACAAAGAUUGAAUGAUGAAGAAAGCGCAGGAACCUACGAAAUAGAUGAUGUUGAUGAUGUUGAUGAUGAUGAAGAAGACAUUGAGGAUGACGAGGAUGAUUAUGAAAAUGACGAUGAUGGCCAGAGUGAUUAUGAAAAUGACGACGAUGUUGAUGAAUUUGAUGACGAUGGCGAUAAAGGUGACAAUGAUAACGAGUCAAUGAAACAUUAUAUCUUUCAAAUUCAAUAA
Molecule: messenger RNA, 369 nt
Organism: Rotaria sp. Silwood2
Lineage: Eukaryota; Metazoa; Rotifera; Eurotatoria; Philodinida; Philodinidae
Source: the annotation of a GenBank genome assembly